Molecule: messenger RNA, 3151 nt
Organism: Pungitius pungitius (ninespine stickleback)
Lineage: Eukaryota; Metazoa; Chordata; Actinopteri; Perciformes; Gasterosteidae
Gene: polh
Product: polymerase (DNA directed), eta
Exons: 10
Coding region: 184-2376 (730 amino acids)
Biological process (GO): error-prone translesion synthesis; response to radiation
Cellular component (GO): site of double-strand break; nucleus; replication fork
Molecular function (GO): DNA-directed DNA polymerase activity; damaged DNA binding
Source: RefSeq, a predicted model, not a curated record
AAGUCGCGAGCUCUCAUUGGUUCAAGGCGGUUGAGUUGUCAUUGUCGACUUUUGAUGACGUAGUUAUGUAACUUCUGGCGACGGCGCGAAAUACUAACGUUGUCGAACAGAAGGAUAUCUCUGUUCCCGGGUUGACUUUAGUGAGCUGGUGAGCUUUCGCUGACCGACUCCACCUCCUCAGUGAUGGAGUACGGAAAGGAGCGAGUGGUGGCGUUAGUAGACAUGGACUGUUUCUACGUCCAGGUGGAGCAGAGACUCGAUCCAGCUCUGAGGAACACUCCCUGUGUGGUGGCACAGUACAAGACGUGGAAAGGAGGCGGUAUCAUAGCUGUGAGCUACGAGGCCAGGGCCCAUGGUGUCACCAGGAACAUGUGGGUGGACGACGCAAAGAAACUUUGCCCAGAUCUCCAAGUGGCACGAGUGCGCGAGUCUCACGGCAAGGCAGACCUGACGCACUACAGGGACGCGAGUGUGGAGGUGAUCGAGGUGAUGUCUCGCUUCGGCAUGAUCGAGCGAGCCAGCAUCGAUGAGGCCUACGUGGAUCUCACUGCUGCGGUCCAGCAGCGGCUGAAAAACGUGAAUGACAAACCUGUUGAGCCUCACCAGCUGAGGGCGACGUACAUCCAGGGGUACCCGCAAACUUUACCUGAACAUGAGGCAUCUGCAGAGGACGCUGCCCCGGACAAAGAGGAGCUGAGGUCCAGAGGUCUUCAGCAGUGGCUAGCGUCCUUGCCUUACCCUCUGCCAGGGGAGCAGAGCACCGCGGAACUGAAUCUGACCGUGGGGGCACUCAUCAUCGAGGAAAUGAGGGCAGCCGUGGAGAAAGACACAGGGUACCGCUGUUCAGCAGGGAUAUCACACAAUAAGGUUUUGUCCAAAUUAGCUUGCGGUCUGAACAAACCGGAUCGACAAACCGUCCUGCCCUUGGACUCGGUGAUGGAACUUUUCAACUCUUUACCUGUCAGCAAGAUCCGGAACCUGGGCGGUAAGCUGGGUGCCUCCAUUACAGAAACUCUGGGAAUAGCGAAUAUGGGAGAUCUGACCCGCUUCUCUCAGGCUCAACUGGUCCAACACUUUGGAGAAAAGACGGGCCAGUGGCUGUACGACUUGUGUCGGGGGAUUGAUUUUGAAGCAGUGAAACCCAGACAACUUCCCAAGUCCAUCGGCUGCAGUAAAAACUUCCCCGGGAAGACAUCGCUGGCUACAAAAGAGCAGGUCCAGUAUUGGCUCCAUCAACUGGCCCUGGAGCUGGACGAGAGGCUUACCAAGGACAGAGAAGUGAAUGGCCGGGUGGCUAAGUUGCUGACUGUUGGUGUCCGUCAGCUCGGGGACAAGAAGACGAGCAGCUUCUCUCGCUGCUGCGCUUUAGUGCGCUACGAAGCGACCAAACUGUCCGAUGACAGCUUCGCCAUCAUCAAGAGUCUCAACACGGCGGGAAACCACCAGGCAGCAUGGACUCCGCCCCUCACCCUGCUGCACCUUUCGGCGAGCAAAUUCAGCGACGCUCCAUCAGCGGGCGGCAUCGCCGGCUUUCUUUCCGGUGAAGCCGCUUCGAGCCAGAGUCUUUUCUCCCCCACUCAGCCCUUCGGCCACCGGCCACCCUCUGAACCCAAAAAUGACCCGGCCUGCAAACAGCCCGGCACCAUCCGGUCCUUCUUUCAGAAGGCCGCCGAGAAACAAAGACACGAGGCGACAAAAGACGUGGACGAGGAGGACUUGGAUUUCGGCUCCACACCGUCUUCCUCCUCUCAGAAAACCUCUCUUCCUGAUAGUCAGUUGGAGGCAAAUACUAAUUGCCCCGUUUCGUCCCUCUCUAAAAGUGGUCCAGCCUGCAGCCAAGCUGGCAUUUCCUCUUUCUUCCACAAGAAGAGAGUUGAAAGAAGCGCCGAGGUCCCGGCCUCGACGUUCAAAGAGUCCGAGAGGGGCUGUAAGCCCAGACCCGACGAAGAAGACUUCGAAGACGCCGUCGCUGCUGCGUCGGGCCGCCGGGGCAAACCGUCGCCGUGUGAGGAGUUAAAGGAUGAAGCUGGCAUCGACGCGGAGAUAAACGGCCAUCCUGCUGCUGUAGCCAGAGAAGACCUGUUGAGCUGUGAACACUGCGGCAAGGAAGUGUUGGUCUGGGAAAUGCCUGAACACAACGACUAUCACUUCGCCCUGGAUCUCCAGAACUCCCUCUCCUCGUCCACAGCUUCGGCGCCCGUCUCCUCCUCCUCCUCCUCCUCCUCCUCUGCGUCCACUGUUUCACUUACUCCUCUCAGAGCCCAGUCCUCACGGGGGAAGACAAAAACCGGAAGCCAGUCGGGACCUCAACCGAAAAGGCAUCGAUCCCAAGGGGGAAGCUCGGGCCCUCUGGAUUCUUUCUUUAAGAGGAGCUGAAGGUGUGCUCUCGAGCUGCAUUUGAAAGUAGAAUAAAGUACAAGCUACCGUACAUGCAUAUUCAGUAUAUCACAAAGUUCAUGCGUUUGUGAAAGAAUGGAAACACUUGUAACAGGACUUGCUUUAAAUAGUGUAUAUUUAUGCAAUUUGUCGCAUAACCCUUUUUAUUAAAAAGAGAAUGAUAGUACUUUGAAUAAAUGGUUUUGCAGAAUAUGUUAAUGAAACUUUUUACACCACGUAGUUGUAUAAAUAAUGUUGUUGUACCGCGAUGUGCCAGCAGAUGCCACUAACAAGUUGUUUGUAGCUGGAAUCCUCACUCCAGAGUCGAUAUCACGUUUUCCAGUGAGCUCAAAUCACAGACGUUUGUCUCCUGCAAGAUGAGAGGAAACUUAUUUGAUUUUUUUUUCAUGGGACAUGUGAUUGCUCACAGGAUGAGACCAGUUGUACAUUAAGAGGUGGUUUGGUUCAUCCUUCGGCACCACGGUGCUCUGGAAGUGCGUAGAAGCAGCUCAGCUAUGUGUAAGUAUAUGAAUAUGCGCUGCGGGGCGAGGGCUUCCAUUACCUUUGUUAUUUCUUUACAUGUGUUUGCAUUCCUGAUCAGCUGGGGAGCCGAUAUUAAACAAUAAAAAGAUAACAGCCAACUCGCUUUGUGUAUUGAGUCAUGGCUUUGUGACAUCCAAGCCAGUAGAGGAAAGGCUGUGUGUAUGAAGACAUGGCUGAAAAACUUUUGCAAUCCUUUACUUUAAAGAAAAAUUAAAUACUUGCGAACGAGACA